UCUGGAUAUCGAUUGCUCGAACACGCAUGCUGUGAAGAGAUGACAGCAGGGAGGGGGUCCUGAGAGCGUGUGACACGAAGUCUGUGUCCUGGAAGAGUGUGCAGGACCGAGAAAUCUCAAGGAUUCAUUCAGGGCUUAAUACUUUUGUAUGGCCAGAGUUCAUCCCGUGGUGCCCACCACAUGGAGCUGGAGUGUCUCUGCUAAUUAAUGGAGAUCAUUGAGCUGGAUUACUUUUGCCUUUAAUGAAGGGAGUGGAAGCCACCUACAGGGCUUUUCCAAUCGCUGCUGGAAGAAGAGAGGGGACAGAGUGCUUGAAAACUGACUGAAAGAAAAAAAAAGGGGGGCUGAGGAGCGAACGGCCCCCUCCUUACAAGAUCUGAGGAAUCGCGUCCUGUGUGUGCCAGACCCUGCAGGCUGAAGUCAUGAUUUUGGGAAGUAUUAACAGAGGUGGAAGCCUGCCUGCCAUGCUUCGCCCUCCACCAACCAUGGUUCAGCGUCAUCUAGACCUUAAGCCUUUUCUCUCUUUUCCUAUGGAACCGCAGCCAACCUUAGGAUUCUUCCCCAGGUUCAGCACGAUGGACCCCAUCCACAAACCUAUGAUGAGCCCUAACUUUGGAGUUCCACUUAUCAAGGUGAAACGACCGGUCAUUUCCUGCAAUGUGUGUCAGAUACGCUUCAACUCUGAGAGUCAGGCUGAGGCUCAUUAUAAAGGGAACCGGCAUGCUCGGAGAGUGAAGGGAAUCGAGAAUGCAAAGACUCGACAGAAAGAGGGAACGCAAGAUGGAGACAGAAACACCCCUCUAAUCAGCCCCGUGCCCAGUGCCAGUGAGAGUGACACCGACAGCAAAGAUCAUCAGGGAAGUGAGGGCACAGACAUGUUCUCAUCUGAGAGUCCAGAGACCAUGAUCACAAGUGAAACUACUGUCACUGUUGUGUCUGAAUGCCCAGAGUCCACAUCUGAGGGAAUCGGAGGCGAAGCAAAACCUCUUUCCUUUACUGAUCCUGCCAGCAGUGGUACAAGCACAUCAACUACAGAGGGCGACGAUGACAAAGCAAAGAAAUUACUGUACUGUGCCCUCUGCAAAGUGUCUGUAAACUCACUGUCACAACUGGAGGCCCACAAUAAAGGCACGAAGCACAAAACUAUCCUUGAAGCGCGAAGUGGUCUGGGCCCAAUAAAGGCUUAUCCUCGGCUUGGAGGGUUAAACAGCGUGUUAACAGGAACGGUGGAUUCCAACAACCAAGAGAGAACUUUUCACUGUGAGAUCUGUAAUGUCCGAGUCACCUCAGAAGGCCAGCUUAAGCAGCACAUCUCAAGCCGCAGACAUCGUGAUGGAGUGUCAGGGAAACCCAACCCGCUACUGAGUCGGCACAAGAAACAGCAAACCCUUCAGGAACUUACGGCAAGUCUGGUGUUUCAGAAGGACCUUCCAAAAUCCCUUUCAGCAGGGCUUCUUCCCAGUCCACUUGCAAUGGCGAUGGCAGCUGCUGCUGCUGCUGUGUCUUCUCCACUAAGUUUACGUCCAGCUUCAGCUUCUUCUCUUCUUCAAGGUCCACCUCUGACACACCAUAUGCUUCGAGCAGCUCCGGGGCCCAUCAGAACUGCACAUGGCACUAUACUUUUCUCCCCUUACUGAGGAGGUUCCUCUCCUAUCACAUUGUCUCACUACUCCACUGGAACCUGAACCUGCACUUAGACAACCAGGCCAGGACUUGACCAGCUGCCUCCGGCUCACCCCAAACUCUACCCUAGGAAAUAUAUAGUAACUGGAAUACUCUGGCAACCCAUGAACCCUGCUUUUCCCAGGACACAAGCAGCAAAAGAGCCAUGUGUGGAUUUCUGAAGGUCCUGAGAGAUCAGGCUUUUGCCCAAAUGAUGGACACUUUGGCCAGUGGAAUGAGAACAUUGUCUCAGGGUCUGCUUCAAGUAUUGGAUAACCUUGUGGCAUUUUAGAUUCUUAUUGGGUUAAAUGGCUCAAUAAACUGUGACUCUAAAAUAACCAGAAGAUAUGCUGGAUAGAGACUAGUUCCCGAGUGCUGGAAGGGUAUUUGUGCUGCUGUUUAAAUAAGCCACCUCUUUCACAUUGAGGAGGAUGAAAGUCAGCAUCUUCUGAUUGGCUCUUCUGCUCCAUAGCAUUUUUUUUUUUAACAAAACAAUAACUUCAGGGAAACAGCAUAUGUUUUUGAUUUACAGUUACUAAAUCUUCUUAUACAUAUUGUAAUCACUGCGCUAUAAAAAAAGAAUUCUUGUACUGGACUGUUUAACGACUGGGAAAAAAAUGAGGACUUGUUUAUUCUUUAAAUGUACAAUAGUAGUGAAAACUUCCUAUGCAGUUCCUACUUGGACCACAGGGUGUCAACACUGAACUAUUUAGCCAUAGAUAUGUUUUGUUCCACUUAGACAUUCUCUGUGGUACAAACUCAACAAACCAGUAGCAGGUGGCUUGUGGUGCUCCAGCAGCUCUCAGCAUGCCCGCAGCCCUAGCAGCCAAUUAUUAGCAGAACAUGCUGGUAAUUGUGCUAUUACAACAACUGGAGAGUCAUGGCUUACAUAAACUUACUAUAGACUGUAGAUUUUUAUAGUUUGUUUUAAUGUGCCCUCCGACCAUGGAGGAGAAGUACUGUAUAAGUACUGUAGCUAGUGCAAUUAAUAUCUAUAUAAUAUAUCACUUGUUUCUGCAAGCCACAAUAGGCAUAAGACAUAACAUAAUCAUGAAAAUGAAACAUGGGAACCAUCACAGAAUGGCAAUAGAGAGUAGUAAGCUACACAACCUAUAUAUAUUACAGUAUGUGGCCACUGGCCAAUGA
Molecule: messenger RNA, 2808 nt
Organism: Rana temporaria (common frog)
Lineage: Eukaryota; Metazoa; Chordata; Amphibia; Anura; Ranidae
Gene: ZNF385A
Product: zinc finger protein 385A
Exons: 9
Coding region: 423-1637 (404 amino acids)
Cellular component (GO): nucleus
Molecular function (GO): nucleic acid binding; zinc ion binding
Source: RefSeq, a predicted model, not a curated record